AUGCAGGGCCCUAUGCACCACCGCAAGGCCAGUAUGGCCAUCCCUCUGCAGCUGCAGACUACUACAAUCAACCCCAACAAUACGGUCCACCACCAGGUCAAUAUUAUCCACCACAACAAGGUUACCCGCAACAGGGUUACCCGCAACAACCCAUGUAUUAUGCACCCCAGCCUCAAGGCCACUAUGUUGACAACAGAGACAGCAGUCGGGGCACGGGAGGCGGCAUCUGUGCCGGUAUAUUAG
This is a messenger RNA of Histoplasma mississippiense, 243 nucleotides long. RefSeq lists its product with no specific name. The transcript has a single exon. The coding region runs from base 1 to 243 and encodes 80 amino acids. NCBI's taxonomy places the organism in Eukaryota, Fungi, Ascomycota, Eurotiomycetes, Onygenales, Ajellomycetaceae. The record is from RefSeq and is a predicted model, not a curated record.